This is a messenger RNA of Eucalyptus grandis, 935 nucleotides long. Its product is annotated as heavy metal-associated isoprenylated plant protein 9. The record is from RefSeq and is a predicted model, not a curated record. Gene Ontology annotation, molecular function: metal ion binding. The transcript is spliced from 3 exons. Bases 325 to 654 code for a protein of 109 amino acids. NCBI's taxonomy places the organism in Eukaryota, Viridiplantae, Streptophyta, Magnoliopsida, Myrtales, Myrtaceae.
GCCUCCUGCCUUUGCGCUUAGUUUUUCCCACGGGUACCUUCUGGAUUACUAGAAAGAGGGAGAUGCUUUGUUCCACUGCUGUGCAUAAAACAACGCAAAGAAGUCAAGAAUAAUGAGCGACCGAGCGAGCUAGGCUAGCCUGUGCACGUUUGCCUUUCUCUGGCUCUUCGACACGAGAGAUCAGAAUCAGAUUCCUCUAGAAUCCAAAGCCAAAUAGUUUCAACGUCUGUCAUCUUUCCUCUCUCUAUAACCCCAUUUUAUAGUCGCCAUCUCGGCCACGCUAAUUCGAUCCCGAGCACUCGCUCUCUCGUCUCUCUGGUUUCCAUGACUGGAAAGUUCUAUUGCAUGGUACUUAGGAUCAACAUCGACUGCAACGGCUGUUACCGAAAAGUUCAAAGAGCCCUUCUGCAAAUCCGAGAACUGGAAAACCAUUUGAUAGAGGAGAAGCAGUGCAGAGUAAUCGUAUGCGGCAAAUUCGUCCCGCAGGACAUGGCCAUAGCAUUAAGAAAGAAGACGAACCGCCGAGUGGAGAUACUGGAAAUUCAGGAGCUCGGUCAUGGUGAGGAAAAUGAAGAAGGCGGCGGCGAACAUACGCAAAGCUUGGUUCCCAGAUGGGGUCCUGUACCGAACCAAAAGCAGGUUUUACGUAUGUAAUGAUAAGACUCGAGAGCAAACUCUAUGUCUGUUCUUCGUACUUGUGUAGAGCUUGUGUGAUGCACGUUCGAUAUAUUCAUAUGUUGAGUCAUUGAUUCAAGAACCAGUCUACACGAUUCAUGAGAUAAUGUUUUUCUCUGUGUUUCGCUGGAAUUCAACUCUUGGACGACAUGUAUUUUACUGAAAGUUGGUUCUUGAUUUAUUAGAGGAGAUGGGUUAUGGUGAUUCUGGACAUGAAAUAUCAUAGGUUGUUUGUACCAAAAGGUGAUUGGGUCGUUAAU